Periconia digitata is the source of this 3208-nucleotide messenger RNA. The record is from the annotation of a GenBank genome assembly. NCBI's taxonomy places the organism in Eukaryota, Fungi, Ascomycota, Dothideomycetes, Pleosporales, Periconiaceae.
UCGUUUGACUUGAUGCGCUGACCCAUCUUUCUCUUGACAUCCGCAUCCCUGUCCCGAUAUGCUGAACUCUCCUUCGUCCACUUCCUUAUAGUCUUUUCCAUGCCCUUCGCGUCCCUCGAUGUUCAUGCCGGUGCCUCUUUAGCCGGACGUAGCUGACCUCUUCCCUUCUUCAGUGCCGUGCACUCUUGUAGUAAGUUAUUUUGUUACUCCACCAUGGUUCGCUCCUCGCCUUGCAAAUUCUGACCCGUAGCCUCUCGUUAGAUUCAGAUCCUCCGUUCUUUUUUACUAUUUCUUGUAUACUUUCGCCAUUCAGCAGGCUCUGAACACCACAUCUCUUAAUCCCGUGUCGCUAGCGACCUAUUCCUUCCGCCAUGCAAAACUCUGCGUACGCCUCGUCAAGUCUGACGGGAAGAGAAAGGUCGAGAUGGCCGCCCCUCACUCGUAUGCUCAUGUCUGGAGAGAUGUCGGACGAGAAGCCCCGAGAGCUCUUUCUCAAGGAAAAGUUCGAUCGGUGGAUGGUCAACGAGGGUUACCGAAGAUUCUUCGUGUUCGCUUUCUUGAUAUUGCAUUGCAUGGUGUUCGGCUUUGGUAUGGCCCAUUAUGGCUUCAAAGAUAAUUCCAUUGGGACCCGCGCGCAAUUCGGUUUCACCUUCAUCAUCGCUCGUUCAGCAGCCUUAACUCUACACGUCGACGUAGCCUUCAUCCUCUUCCCCGUAUGCAGGAACCUCAUCUCCAUGGUCCGCCGAACACCCUUGAACGGUAUCAUUCCUUUCGACAAGAAUAUCACCUUCCACAAGCUCGUGGGAUGGGCCAUCCUUUGGUUUUCCUGGUUGCACACUGUUGCGCAUUGGAGGAACUUGUGGAUCUUCGCGUACGAUAGGGAUCUCGGCUUCGUUGGAUUUCUUCUUGCAAACCUUGCCACUGGUCCGGGAUGGUCUGGAUAUGUCAUGUUGAUCGCCUUGACUGCCAUGUGCGUUACCGCAGCCGAAAAGAACAGAAGGGCCCAGUUUGAACGAUUCUGGUACACUCACCACCUCUUUAUCGUAUUCUUCAUCUUCUGGUCCGUUCACGGUGCUUUCUGCAUGAUUAAGCCUGAUUUUGCGCCUUUCUGCGACGGUAUUGGUGUCUUUUGGGAAUACUGGAUGUACGGUGGAUUCGCCUACCUCGCUGAGCGUACUUCCCGUGAGAUCCGUGGCCGACACAAGACCUACGUCUCCAAGGUCAUUCAGCAUCCCAGCAACGUUGUGGAGAUCCAAGUCAAGAAGGAGAAUACCAAAACUCAGGCUGGUCAGUACAUCUUCUUGUGCUGCCCCGAAGUCUCUAUUUGGCAAUACCACCCCUUCACACUCACAAGUGCCCCCGAGGAGGACUACAUUUCCGUUCACGUCCGUAUGGUCGGUGACUUCACCAAGGCUCUUGGAAAGGCGCUAGGCUGCAAUCUCGAACGCGGUGGUAAAGGCGAAAAGGACGGUAGCAGCGAACUCCCUCUCCGCCAAAUUCUCCCCCGUGUUUACAUCGACGGGCCGUUCGGUUCCGCAUCCGAAGAUGUCUUCAAGUUCGAAAUCGCCGUUCUCGUGGGUGCCGGUAUCGGUGUGACACCCUUCGCUUCCAUCCUCAAGAGUAUCUGGUACCGCAUGAACUAUCCCCAGGGCCGCACACGCCUCCGAAAGGUCUAUUUCUUCUGGAUUUGCAGAGAUUUCGGAUCCUUUGAGUGGUUCCGCUCGCUGCUCCUCGCCAUCGAAGCCCAGGAUCUCGACGACCACAUCGAAAUCCACACUUACCUCACCGCCAAGAUCAAGGCCGACGACGCAACAAACAUCAUGAUUAACGACGCCAACGCCGAGCAAGACGCCAUCACCGGUCUCCGCGCGCCCACAAAUUUCGGUCGUCCCAACUGGGAUAUGAUUUUCAAGUCUAUUCGCAAGAUCCACUCGCCGGCUGAAGCUGGUGUGUUCUUCUGCGGACCCAAAGUGCUCGGUUCAACACUCCACAUCAAGUGCAACCAGUACUCAGAACCGGGCUUCAGCUUUGUAUGGGGCAAGGAGAACUUUUAGUCGCAUUUACUGUACCAACAUAACAGAAGAUUUCAAAAAAAUCCAAAAUCCAUCUCACAUUCCCCAUUUUCGUCUGACGGGUAAUAUGUCCUGUUAUUCAGAGAGCUUCCUACUUCUUCAUCAAAUCCGGUACAUAUUUUCUCUCGUCUUGCCCCGUCAUCGCUUGGUGACGGUUUUCUCAUGGGUCGCAGUUUUUUUUCUCUUGUAAAGCGUAAUAGUCAUUUCUCUCCCUCCCCCCAAUUCCCCAGCCAUCCGCCCCUUAGCUGUUUUCAAAAUAUCCGUGUAGUAGCAGUGCUACAGCUCUAUUUGGAAAGAAAGCCAAUUGUCACCAUUAUAUCUUGAUACCUUAGAAGAAAUUCACAUCACCAUAUCAUUUACUCCUGCUCUUUCAAGUGAACCAAAAACCAAACAAAAAGUGCCGUGAACUCUAGACCAUCCAAAUAAACAGGAAAGGCCACACCAACCUGUCUCCUCUCCCAAAGACAAAACAGGCAGGCACUGACAUAUCGUACGAUCCACAACGCGUAUCUUACAUCAGGCAACCACGAUUGAACCCCGAAAAAGGAAAAGAAAAAGAAGAAGAAACAACGAACCAUCCCAACCACAAACUUCUGAAGCUCCAAACGUCUGACCCCUAUCUUCAACAACGACUUUGUUCCCCACUUCCUCAAACGCCACACACUACACUCGGCAUGGCAUAAUAUACCGCAGUACCCAUCCCAGUCAGGCAGUUCGUCGUGAGUGAUAAGGAAACACCAUCACAUCGGAAGGAAUCGGGGACGAGCGGCUUUUUGUUUUCUUAUUUCGGCAUGAAGGAUUCCACGUUGACACACAUACGCACACACACACACCUGUUCCGAAACAAAACAGUCAAAGGUGAGCUUUAGAAAUGCGGUCCCAGGCAUUACAUUUUUCUUGCGCGCUCCGAGGACGCCGAAGGGAACGGAAUUUCCCUUUUGCAAGUUGCGUGAUGGGAAGGGAUUGGUAUGGUGCGGUGGUGGUGGUGGUGGUGGUGGUGCGCGUGCUUGUGCUUGUUCAUGUUCAUGCUGCUCUUCUAUUUCCGUCUCCUGGGUUAUGGGUUAUAUUCGUACUAUUCGUGUGAUUUGUCUGGCCGCAAUUCUUUUUUUUUUGGUGUUAUUUUGAAAAAUAGACUU